Molecule: messenger RNA, 2650 nt
Organism: Punica granatum (pomegranate)
Lineage: Eukaryota; Viridiplantae; Streptophyta; Magnoliopsida; Myrtales; Lythraceae
Source: RefSeq, a predicted model, not a curated record
UGGCCCUGUCCAAACCAGAGUAACCAAAGCACCCGACUGAUCCUCGGCCCGUAGGUUGCCAACCUCCCUAAGCCAAGCUCAUAAAAAUCCAAGCUUUGGUUAGGACUGGGCCCAGUCUCCGUGAUGGGUCGGUUUCGGGUUUGGUACCCGAAAUGCCAAGACGAUGUUGUCGAAUUUCCGGUGUUCAUGGGGACAUGGUUUUUGUAAUGUUACUGGAGGAGUACGAGUUAGUUCAUAGAGAAUGAAGAUUUUGUCAGUCAAAGUUGAGGAUGGAAGCGAAGGCAGAGAUGGGAGGCCAUCGGUGGGUCCCAUCUAUCGUAAUCUGCUCUCGGAGCAUGAGUUUCCUCCACCGGAUCGAGACAUAAACACGACGUGGGAUAUUUUCAGAGUUUCAGUUGAUAAACAUCCGCAGAACAAAAUGCUGGGAUGGCGUAAAACCAAUGGCAAAAAGCUAGGACCGUACACAUGGAAAACGUACAAGGAAGUAUAUGAGGAAGUUCGGCAAGUCGGUUCGGCUUUACGAGCAUCUGGUGCCGAACCAGGUUCGAAGAUCGGUAUUUAUGGGGCAAACUGUCCCCAGUGGAUUGUGGCUAUGGAGGCUUGCAGUGGCCAUAGUUUGGUUUGUGUGCCGCUCUACGACACUCUUGGGGCCGGAGCUGUAAAUUAUAUUAUAGACCAUGCAGAGAUUAAUUUUGUUUUCAUCCAAGAUAAGAAGGCAAAAGAACUACUCAAUCACGACUGUGUAUCUUCUCAAAAGCUAAAAUCAAUUGUUAGCUUCACAUCCUUCACAGAGGAGGAGAAGGAAAAGGCAGCGCGAGCAGGGAUUAAGCCUUACUCGUGGGAUGAGUUUCUUCAAAUGGGGAAAGAGAACCCGUGGGACCUUGCACCGCCCGAACCUUGCAGCAUCUGCACAAUCAUGUACACGAGUGGGACCAGUGGAGACCCGAAAGGUGUCAUGCUAACACACGAAAACCUCGCGACAUUUGUGAGUGGAAUGGACCUCUUCAUGGAACAGUUUGAGGAUAAGAUGACAGUCGAUGAUGUGUACUUGUCUUUCUUGCCCCUUGCUCAUAUCCUCGAUAGGAUGAUUGAGGAAUAUUUCUUCCACAAUGGUGCUUCUGUUGGAUACUAUCACGGGAAUUUGGAUGAAUUAAGAGACGAUCUGAUGGCAUUGAAGCCGACUUUUUUGGCCGGAGUGCCUCGGGUUUUUGACAAAAUAUAUGAAGGUAUCAAGAAAGCGCUAGAAGAACUAAAUCCGGUCAGGAGGAGAGUUUUCGAUAUGCUUUAUAACCACAAACUUGGGUGGAUGAAAUCUGGGUAUAAGCAAAAAGAAGCAUCCCCAGUUGCAGAUCUCUUGGCAUUCAGGAAGGUAAAAGCACGACUUGGCGGCCGGCUUCGUCUUGUGGUUUCGGGAGGGGCACCCUUGAGCCCUGAGGUUGAGGAGUUCUUGAGAGUCACUUGCUGCGCUUUCUUUGUGACGGGCUAUGGGUUGACGGAAACCUGCGGGGCUGCAACUCUCGGGAUCCCUGACGAGAUGUGCAUGCUUGGAGCAGUCGGUGUCGUUGGAGUGUACAACGAGCUCCGCCUCGAGGAGGUUCCAGAGAUGGGCUAUAACCCGCUCGAGAACCCUUCAAGGGGUGAGAUUUGUCUUAGGGGGAAGACGGUAUUUAGCGGAUAUUACAAGGAUCCUGAGCUCACCAGUGAGUCCAUAAGAGAUGGAUGGUUCCAUACAGGGGACAUUGGGGAGAUACUUCCUAAUGGAGUCAUUAAGAUCAUCGACCGGAAGAAAAAUCUCAUCAAACUCUCCCAGGGAGAGUAUGUCGCGCUGGAGCACCUGGAAAAUGUUUACGGGGCAACCCCGAUUGUCGAAGACAUCUGGGUCUACGGGGACAGCUUCAAGUCGAUGCUGGUAGCAGUGGUGGUCCCCCACGAGGAGAGCACGAAAGCUUGGGCAAGCAGAAAUGGCUACACUGGGAAGUUUUCCGAGCUCUGCUCUCUGGAGCAGCUGAAGAGCUACGUCCUUUCCGAGCUGAAGGCAACAGCCGAAAAGAAGAAGCUGAGGGGAUUUGAGGGCAUCAAAGGAGUCGUCAUUGAGAAAGUCCCCUUUGACAUGGAAAGGGACAUGGUGACUGCAACACUGAAGAAGAAAAGGAACAAACUGCUGGACUAUUACAAGGUGGAAAUCGACGAGCUGUACAAAAGUUUAGCUGCACGAAGAUGAUAGGUUCGAAGACAAGGAGAGGCAGAGGACAGUAGCAUGAGAGAGUAGGAGGAAGGACACGAUAUUCGCAGGAUGUUUACAUAAGUUGAAACAGUUUCGUUAAAUAAAAUAAAUUCUCUGUUGCAAGUCCUCAGUUGUCUGAACAAUGUAACAUCAUCUGAUCUGGUCAUUCAUCAACUUCGGAAGUACGACGGAAAGAUGGCAUUCACCUAGAGGACAAUGGGACUAGAACCAACCCGGUUGGUCACGAUUUCAAGUCGGCCAGCGAGUCCAACAAGUUCUAAGAGUUUGUUCGAAACAUUGUACGUGCCUGAGAAGAUUUACUCAGAUUAGCUUUGAUCAGUAUUGUUAGUAGUUCAUAUCGAACUACUAUUCUAAUAGUCGAAACAACUCCACAUUGCAGCUUAAAAAAUCUGCAGUAUUCCGACA